UUUAUCCAUGCAUUACAGGUCCAAAUUAAAAUGGUUAUAGGUGCCUUUGCAAUCGGUAAAAAAUAUGACACCCGUAAUUCUGACCCCCUUAAUUUAGACCCUUGAUUCAAAUAAGAAAAAAAUCGACAUCAGCGCAUCUGCUUACUCAGAAGGAGACGAGAGAUGCUGUAAAAGAAUGAAGCAGUUAACUGUAGACCACACGUGUUGCAUGAGCAGUUAUGAAAAAGAAAAACAGCCUUGAUUAAAUAGAGGAUGAAUGUCAGGGUGAGAGAGGACAUCCAUAUUUGCCAUGAUGAGCAGGCUGGAAGCAACAUGUAUAAUGAGUUUAAAGCAAGUCACAGAUUUUGCUUUAUGCUGACUUAAAUGAAACCGGAGUUUACUAGUUCUAUUUCUCUUUUCAACCGUUGUCAUAGAUGGAUCGCCAUUUAGACGAGAAUGGAAACUUGUGUAGUCAAGCCAGUUCAAGUCUGCAGUACAGCAAAAAUUACAUCAGUGCACGAGUGCAACAGUUUGUGGAGGAAAGGAUGCAGACAACUAUGCUCACAGGUGUACUGAUUGGAGCGGCAGUUGCAGUCUCACUGAUUGGGAUUGUGGUUCUAUUCCUUUACAGGAGAUUCAGGCUUGCCCGUGAACAACAGCCUGGUGUACCUCAGUAUCGUUUCAGAAAAAGAGAUAAAGUGCUCUUCUAUGGAAGGAAGAUAAUGCGAAAGGUCCAGACGCUGUCUGCAGUUCCUCCCCCCACCUCUGCCUCAGUAUCAAAGCAACCACAACGCAUACGCAAAAGAACCAAAGUUCUGAGCAUAGCUCGCAAAAUUCUUAGGAUCCGUAAAGACCCCCCCACUCUGCAGCCCAAGGAACCCCCUCCCUCACUGCUGGAGGCUGACCUAACAGAGUUUGAUGUUCAGAGUUCAAACCUCCCCUCUGAGGUUCUCUAUAUGCUGAAGAAUGUCCGGGUCUUGGGUCAUUUUGAGAAGCCCCUGUUCCUGGAGCUGUGUCGCCACAUGGUAUUUAUUGAGCUGCAAGAGGGUGAAUGUUUGUUCAGGCCUGGAGAUGAAGACGAUAGCAUCUAUGUGGUCCAGGACGGACGACUCGAGCUCUGCAUCCAAGAGAAUGAUGGUACAGAACCAGUCGUGAAGGAUGUACUUCCAGGAGACAGUGUCCACAGCCUGCUCAGUAUUCUGGAUAUCAUCACUGGUUAUCCAGCUCCAUACAAGACUGUGUCAGCACGGGCAGCAACUCGCUCCACCAUCUUACGUUUACCUGCAUCAGCCUUUGAGUCAGUAUUUAAGAAAUACCCAGAGACGCUUGUGCGUGUUAUUCAGAUAAUCAUGGUGCGCCUCCAAAGAGUCACUUUCUUGGCAUUACAUAAUUAUCUGGGCCUAACAACUGAGCUCUUCAAUCCGGAGUGUCUAGCAGUGCCCUUGACAAACAUAAACAGUGUGAUGAUGGGUGAAGCCAAUUCUGGGAAGAUGACUCGCCGGCUGCACUUCCAGGAGGAAUUAUCUGCUGGGAUCUCAGAGACCCCUGCAGAAACAGAUGGUUUAAAGGACAGCCCUUCAACCAGCUACAGGAAGCAGCGAUCCAUCUCUAUGCCCACCGACUGCACAGGCAUUGACCUGAACAUGGCUUGUGAACGAGCUCGAGUCAUGAUAGAUGAGGCUCCAUCCAGUCCUGUUAUUCACAAAUCCAGUCUGAAGAAGAAUGUGAUAAUGCUGCACACACCUUCUGAAGUUUAUCACUAUACAGACAGUGGGGGGCACUCUGAUGCCAUCCACCUCAGUAAAAGUAGCACAAUCUUCCAGGCUGCUAAGAAAGACCUGCUGAGAAUCAUCCAGCUGCAGAAUCCCAGUCUACUUGAGGGUAGAGUGACACUCCAUCAAGUCAAAGCUGGUUCUGUGGUGGCUCGUCAGGGAGACCAGGAGGUGAGCAUACAGUUUGUGAUUUCUGGCCUCCUCCAUGUUUACCAGCGAAUGAUUGACCGAGAAGAAGAGACACGCCUGUUUGUGACGCAUCCCGGAGAACUGGUCGGUCAACUUGCUGUCCUGACGGGCGAGCCCCUCAUAUUUACUGUCCGAGCCCAGCGAGACUGCAGCUUCCUCUCUAUCUCCAAAACCCACUUCUAUGAGAUAAUGCGUGUGGAGCCAAACGUUGUUCUGAAUGUUGCUAACACAGUGGUGAGGAGGAUGUCCUCUUUUGUCAGACAGAUAGACUUUGCUCUCGACUGGAUGGCGGUGGAAGCUGGCAGGGCUGUCUACAGGCAGGGAGAGAAAUCAGACAGUACUUUCAUAGUGUUGAGUGGUCGACUACGCUCUGUAAUCAUGAAGGAGGAUGGCAAGAAGGAGCUGAUAGGAGAAUAUGGACGCGGUGACCUGAUUGGAGUGGUAGAGGCUCUCACACAUCAGAACAGAGCGACCACGGUGCACGCUGUUCGAGACUCUGAGCUGGCUAAGCUACCAGAAGGAGCUCUCAGGUCCAUCAAGAGGAGGUUCCCACAGGUUGUCACCAGGUUGAUCCAUUUACUAGGACAGAAGAUCCUGCAGCAAGUCAAUGGUCCUCUGACAGCUCGGAGUUUGGCGCUCCACACUCCCGGCAGCAAGUGGGAUGCAGGGAACCCAGUCUCCAACCUCUCCACUGUGACAGUCCUGCCUGUGUCAGAGGAGGUACCCCUCACUGCCUUUACUCUGGAACUGCAGCAUGCUCUUAUUGCAAUAGGUCCAACUCUUGUGCUGACAAGUGAUAUUAUCAAACAACGACUUGGAGCUGCAGCACUAGACAGUGUCCAUGAGUACCGUCUGUCAAGCUGGCUAGGCCAACAGGAAGACAUCCAUCGGAUAGUGCUUUACCAGACAGACUACACGCUGACCCCAUGGACACAGCGGUGCAUCCGUCAGGCUGACUGCAUCAUCAUUGUGGCUGUAGGGGAGCAGGAGCCUGUUGUUGGAGAGCUGGAGCGUAUGUUGGAAGGAAGUGCAGUGCGUGCUCAAAAGCAGCUGGUGCUGUUGCACAGAGAAGAUGGUCCCCCACCCAAAGGAACUGCGGACUGGCUCAACAUGCGAAGCUGGAUCUCCAGACACCUCCAUCUCUCCUGUCCCCGAAGGGUUUUCUCUAAGAGGAGUCUGCCCAAACUGCUGGAGCUAUACCAACGUGUGUUUGAGAAGCCAGCAGACCGCCAUUCUGAUUUCUCCCGCUUGGCACGAGUCCUCACGGGCAAUGCCAUUGCCCUUGUCCUGGGAGGAGGAGGGGCCAGGGGUUGUUCCCAGGUGGGGAUAAUGCGGGCUCUCUGCGAGGCCGGCAUCCCAGUGGACCUCAUUGGCGGUACUUCUAUAGGUUCCCUGAUGGGGGCACUAUAUGCUGAGGACCGUAGCCACAGCCACAUGAGGAUAAGGGCCAGAGAAUGGGCAAUGGGUAUGACAUCAGUGUUUAAGAAGGUUUUUGAUUUGACGUACCCAGCCACCUCCAUGUUCUCCGGCGCUGCCUUCAACUCCAGCAUCAGCAAUGUCUUCAAGAGUAAGCAAAUUGAGGACCUCUGGAUCCCAUAUUUCAAUAUCACAACUGACAUCACUGCCUCAGCCAUGAGAGUACACACUGAUGGUUCUCUGUGGCGCUAUGCUCGUGCCAGCAUGUCUCUGUCUGGGUACAUGCCUCCUCUCUGUGACCCCAAAGAUGGACACCUACUGAUGGAUGGGGGCUACAUCAACAACCUGCCUGCUGAUGUGGCACGUUCCAUGGGGGCCAAAGUGGUGAUAGCUAUUGACGUGGGCAGUCGGGAUGAAACCAACCUCACUAAUUAUGGCGACUCGCUCUCAGGCUGGUGGCUGCUAUGGAAACGCCUCAACCCCCUAGCUGAGAAAGUAAAGGUGUUGAACAUGGCAGAAAUUCAGACUCGGCUGGCCUAUGUGUGCUGUGUGAGGCAGCUGGAGUCUGUGAGGAACAGUGACUACUGCGAGUACAUCAGGCCUCCAAUUGACAGAUACCGUACUCUGGAGUUUGGCAAGUUUGAUGAGAUUGCUGAGGUGGGAUACCAGCACGGCAAGACUGUGUUUGAUGUGUGGAGUCGCAGUGGAGUGGUGGAGAACAUGCUGAAAGACAGACACCAGGAGUUCCACAAAACACAAUGCAAGAACAAUGUGGUGACAUGUCCAAAUGCUUCCUUCACCGACCUGGCAGAAAUUGUGUCCCGCAUCGAGCCUGUCAAACCUGCUCUGGUGGAUGAUGGGUCAGACUACCACACUGACUAUGAAGAGGAGGCAAUGGAGAGUGCCCUGUCUGACAUGGAGCUAUACAAUCGCUAUGGAGAGCACACUGAAGGGGAGGAGACAGCUGACACGGAUGAAGAGUUGGAAGGGAGACCUUUACACCACAUUACCUCACCCACCAGCAGCCGCCUUCAGCCCCCUGCCCUUUCUGAUAGUACCCAGGAUGUGCCAUCAAACCAGGAAGUCCCUUCCAAACAGUCCAUUAAAUGAAGACUCAUGUAAUGAACGCUGGACAGGUCAUCGCAGUUUAACCCAACCGUCUUUGCCGUAUUUUACCCUCCAGUCUGUCCCGCAUGACUCAAAACCUGUUGCCUACCCCUGAACCUGUCAGUGACUGUGAUUACGAUUUUGCCCUCUAUAACCAGGCCUCGUUAACUUUGUGGCUGAUGCAACAAAUCAAUGGUCCCUUUGUGUAUAUAUAUAUAUAUAUAUAAAUAAAGAUACAGGCAUUUAGUAUAACAUUUACUCAGUUACAAGUCCUAUUCCUCCUAGACCCUCCUGCCUGUCAUUCAAAGCGGCCAUGCCCUUAAUUAUGCAUAAUUUUUAAUCUCAAUAGAAUUAAACGGGAAGUUAUUAAAUAAAUAUUCACCCCUUAGCGUCGGAGGUUGUUGCUUGGUUGGCCUGCCAGUAUCUGUCGAAACAUGUAUCAAGGCUAUUUUAAAGGAUAAACUCAGAUUUUCUUAAUCUUAAAUACUCGUCAUAAUACAGUUCUUAUGCUUGUAUGCAAGUUGAAAGAGGUAUUGUAUUGUUUUAGCAACCUGAGACUGACAAAUCAAGUCUUCCAAAGGUAUAGUGUUCAGUACAAAAUCCCCUUUGUGUCUCACUCAACUGUUUCAUUGUUAUGCUAAUUACAACAACAAUUUACUCUUUCAACAUGUAUAAGAUGUGCGCAUUGUACUGUAUUAAGACAGACUUGAAAAAUGUGAACCUAUCCUUUAGUAUCUUGUUCACUCGAGCUAUGUACCACCACAUGCAAAACAACACUAAAAACCAAAAGAGAGUAAAACAAGCAGCCAUGACUAUGGCUGUUAGUACAAUUCAGACACUCUCCCCAUCUAUUUUCUAGUUUGAAUCCAUCAGACAGACUGAGCAGCAGACAGAGCGCAUCUGUUGGCUGAACUCUGAGGUUCCACUUGUCCCAGUCCAAUUUAUGCACAGCAGCAGCAGGGCAGUUUCACAGGAACAUGUUGUAACACACAUUAUUUGGCUUGUCAAGACGUGUUUUAGCUUUUUUCUUCCUUCCAAACUGCAAAGUUUUGUACAGUAGCUUGCCAUUAAGAUGAUCUGAGUUUUUUCCAUACCUACAUGUACAGUAUAUUAUAGUCAAACAAGUGUAUAAUUACAUAUUUACUAUUUAGACCAAGAAAGUAUACGAUCAAAGCUCUAGAUGAUUUUAUGCACAAGUCACAACAGUUGGACAAUCAUUCCAGAAAUGCAAUGCAAUGCACAAUGAAUCUAAUUGUAUAGUCUUGAUUAACAUGCCUCUCUGUCUGACACUGCACCACUUCUAUAUCUACACCUGCACUAUUUAUUUUGGGUCUCUAGAAUGUCUAAAAGAAGUGAAAAAUGGAUAUUACCAUCCUCAAAUUCUACUUUUUUUUUGUCCAUAACCAAAAGAUAUCCAGUUUACUUUAAUGUAAGAAAAGGAAAAACAACACAUCCUGACUGUACAACCAUCAAUCGAAAAAUAAUUUAAACAACAUCAGCAGUUGUCAAAAUAUUCACUAUUAGUUUUCUGUUGAUCAACGUACUGUUUCAGCUCUAAUCACAGCAUUACCAGAGCCUUGACAAUACUGGAUUUUUGAUGUUGAUACCUGUAAAUAUAUUUGAGUUUAAAAAUCAGACAAGAAUACAUUGGCUAAUAUUAAUAUUUUAAUGUAAAUGUGUAACAAACAUAGCUAAAAGGCUGAGCAGGACAUUUUGCAGUUGAAAAGUAGAUGUACCAGUGCUCUGUGACAAACAGUAUGACAGCACAAAUUUUAAACUACUGUAAUGUAAACAUUUCUGUACUGCAAGUUACUUGUUACUUACUGACAAACAUGUCACUAUCAGUAUACCUGGUUGGCUUAUCAAUGCAACUUUUUAUGGUUUUAUUUUCCUCCCACUUAAUAUAGCCCCUGUGAGCCUCCAUGUAUGAAGCUGUGAUUUUCACUAAUACUGGUGCUACUAUACCUGCAGUGGUACAUGUAUAGAAGGUAGAAGAAACCCUGCGGUGAACACUAUGGAGAUCCCAUGUGGUGUCUUGCUAAACGUAGCCUGGAUGCAGCAUGUGUUAACAAAGCACAGACAGGAAAAACAUUUGCUGUUUACCAAUAAGGUAAUGGUGUUUGGGUAGUUUCCAAAAUCCAAGCACAAGGAAUUGAUCUUGUCUGGCAGGAUGAAUGCUUCACUAAUUUAUUAAAUGGGACAUGGCAAUGGAUGAUGUGCUUAUAUAAUGUGUGGAUCUGUGCCAUGAACUUAAUGCAACACAGCCUUAGAUGACCCGUAUGGGAAAACGACCACUUGUGCCCUCAGUUAUCAUUCACUGCAAUGAUUCAGAUGAUGAAUGACAUUUACCACUAAGCCUGUACUCUGACAUCAGUUACUUGUCUGUAUUUGUUCUUUGGUAAAUAUUGUUUUUGAUAUUCAACUGUAACUAAUAAACCACAGUUUGUUGUUGCUUUUCCA
Messenger RNA from Monopterus albus (swamp eel), 6923 nucleotides. RefSeq names its product patatin-like phospholipase domain containing 7b (gene pnpla7b). The transcript has 36 exons. Gene Ontology annotation, cellular component: endoplasmic reticulum. Gene Ontology annotation, molecular function: phosphatidylcholine lysophospholipase A1 activity. Gene Ontology annotation, biological process: lipid metabolic process. The coding region runs from base 414 to 4466 and encodes 1350 amino acids. Lineage: Eukaryota; Metazoa; Chordata; Actinopteri; Synbranchiformes; Synbranchidae. The record is from RefSeq and is a predicted model, not a curated record.